AUGGCUGAAGCUACUAGAUCCAAACAAAUGCAACAGCAGAUUGAUGCCUUGGAGGAGAGCCACCUCGCUACCCAAACACGCUUCAACACCAUUGAUGAGAGGCUAGACCAGCUCAAUGAAAUGGUUCGAACCUUGGUUGCUCACCAGGGGAAUAUGGCACGGGACCUGCAAAACCAUCAAGAGAACGAGCAAGUGCAGCAAAGGGGGCAAGCUCUAAGAGGUAUUCGUUUGGAGUUUCCUCACUUUACGGGAGAAAAUCCAUCUGCUUGGAUCUUUAAGGCAUCACAGUACUUUGAAUACCACCAAACAAACCCUGCCCAAAAACUAUUAUUGGCUGCAUACCACAUGGAGGGAGAAGCAUUAGUAUGGUAUCAAGAGGCCUUAGAUACAGCCCAGUUUGUGAGUUGGGAAACUUUGAUGAGGGCUAUGUUGAUUCGCUUUGGACCAACUGCCUAUGAUGAUCCUAUGGAAACCUUGACUAGGUUGAAGCAAGUCACCACAGUAGCCGCCUAUAAGGCUAGUUUCGAGUCACUCUCGAAUAGAGUGAGAGGCUUACCCGACCACCAUAAGCUGAGCUGCUUUCUCAGCGGCCUUAAGGAUGAAAUAAGGUUGCCUCUUCGCAUGUUUAACCCACACAACUUAACAGCAGCCUUUGGCUUAACACGAAUUCAAGAAGAAUACCUUAUUAGUGCUAAGAAACCAAUGAAGUUCGUGGGGGAAAAGGGGCAAUUUAGUCCCACUAACAACUAUGUUUCGUAUGGGAGUAGUGGUGCUACAGGAAGUAACAACCAGAAAUACAGCCCUCUUAUCAAAAAAGUUUUCUCCACGGAAUGGGAUGAGAAGCGUAAGAAAGGGUUGUGCUAUCAUUGUGAUGAAAAAUGGAACCCCAAUCAUAUUUGCAAGAAAGCUAAAGUGUACCUCCUACAAGGAGUGGAGGAUUUGGAGGAGAGGGAGGUAGGUGACGAGGAAAUUACGGUUGCUGAUUUACUUAUUGAAGGAGACUCAAAACAGAAAGGGGUGGUGGUAGAACCCGAGAUAUCCUUAAAUGCAAUUACGGGAACGCCUAGUUCUAAGACUAUGCGACUCAUGGGGUGGAUAGGGAGGACACAAGUGGUCCUUUUGGUGGAUUCAGGGUCAACACAUAGCUUCGUGGACCCCUCUAUUGCUCAAACAGCCAAGCUGGUGGUUGAUGAGUCAAAGAGACUUGCUGUCAAAGUUGCUAACGGACAGAUAGUGCAAGGCUUAGGUUACUGCAGUAACGCCAAGAUCAAGGUACAAGGUAUAUCCUUCUAUCCCUCCUUUUAUGUUUUACCUCUUGGGGGUUGUGAUGUCGUUCUUGGCGUGGAUUGGUUGGAGACACUUGGAACCAUUGCUUGGAAUUUUCAUGAGUUGUCCAUGAAAUUUCUAUAUCUUGGGAAGAAUGUUGAGUUGUUGGGACUGAAAUUGGAAGGGUUGACCCUUGCUAAGGGGGGAAAAUCAAUGCUUACAUCCAUGCAAAGGGGGAAGGGGUUAUUUUUGCAGCUUGUUAGUGAAACCAAUGUGUUGAGGAUCUCGGGUGGAGGAGAUGAGGGACUUCCACCCUCAAGACCCCAAGACCAUAGAAUACCCCUUAAAGAAGGAACCCAACCCAUUCCCGCUAGACCUUACCGUUACCCACACUACCAAAAGUCAGAAAUUGAAAAGAUAGUGGCUGAGUUACUUGAAUCAGGUGUAAUAAGACCCAGUUCAAGCCCCUUCUCGUCUCCUGUACUUUUGGUCCGUAAGGCGGAUGGGAGUUGGCGUAUGUGUGUCGAUUAUCGAGCACUUAACCAAGAAACCAUAAAGGAUAAGUUCCCUAUCCCCGUUAUUGAUGAACUCUUGGAUGAGUUGCACGGGUCGGUGGUUUUUUCAAAGCUGGAUUUGAGGUCCAGAUACCACCAAAUCCGGGUGGUAGCCGAGGAUGUGGCAAAAAUAGCAUUUAGAACUCACGAAGGGCACUAUGAGUUCCUCGUGAUGCCCUUUGGUUUGACUAAUGCCCCAUCAACUUUUCAAGGGCUGAUGAAUGAGGUGUUUCGACCUUAUUUGCGAAAGUUUGUUUUAGUGUUUUUUGACGACAUUCUAGUGUACAGCAGCUGCUGGACAGACCAUUUAAUGCACUUACGUGUGGUACUGGAAGUACUACAAAAAAACCAAUUAUUCGCUAAAUUGUCCAAGUGUCAAUUUGGGGUCAGUGAAGUAGAGUAUUUGGGACACAUAGUGAGUGAAAAGGGAGUGAUGGCUGACCCACGGAAGGUGGCUGCUAUGCUGGACUGGCCGGUACCAGUGAAUGUCAAAUCCUUAAGAGGAUUUUUGGGGUUGACGGGAUACUACUGGAAAUUUAUAAAGGGGUAUGGAACAAUUGCUGCACCAUUAACGGAUUUACUUAAAAAGCAUGCCUUUGUGUGGAAUGAGGCUGCCUUAAAAGCUUUUUAA
This is a messenger RNA of Juglans regia (Persian walnut), 2451 nucleotides long. RefSeq lists its product as uncharacterized. Lineage: Eukaryota; Viridiplantae; Streptophyta; Magnoliopsida; Fagales; Juglandaceae. Bases 1 to 2451 code for a protein of 816 amino acids. Gene Ontology annotation, molecular function: aspartic-type endopeptidase activity. The record is from RefSeq and is a predicted model, not a curated record. The transcript is spliced from 2 exons. Gene Ontology annotation, biological process: proteolysis.